GACUAUUCGUUUUCACAAUUUUAUAUCCCUUGAGCCUUAAUUAAAGCAACUGCCCCAAAAUUUCCACUCUGCUACAAUCCGAGUUUUUAACCGGUCCCUCUACUUUUUCGUACUACAUUUUUCAUCCCCUUCCUUCCGGCAGCCAUACCUUAAUCAGUAAGAGUCAAGAUGAAGAUCGAGGAUUUGGACGACCUGGGUUGUGAUCGAAAGGACGAUCCUUGUAACAGAAAGCAGAUUGUGAGGGUUGACGCCAAGAGAGCGUUGGUGGGAGCAGGUGCUCGGAUCCUCUUUUAUCCGACCCUUUUGUAUAAUGUGUUUCGUAACAAAAUCCAGGCCGAGUUCCGAUGGUGGGACAAAGUUGAUCAGUUUGUUUUAUUGGGUGCGGUGCCGUUCCCUAAGGACGUUCCCCGGUUGAAGCAAUUAGGUGUUGGUGGAGUCAUCACUCUCAAUGAACCUUAUGAAACUCUCGUUCCCACGACCUUAUAUCAUGCUUAUGGGAUUGACCACCUAGUAAUUCCCACAAGAGAUUAUCUCUUUGCUCCUUCCUUUGUCGAUAUUAGGAGAGCUGUUGAUUUUAUUCACAGGAAUUCAUGUUCUGGUAAAACUACUUAUGUUCAUUGUAAAGCUGGGCGUGGAAGAAGCACAACCAUUGUUCUUUGCUAUUUGGUAGAGUAUAAGCACAUGACACCAGCAACUGCCUUGGAAUAUGUGCGAUCUAGAAGACCUAGGGUGUUGCUGGCCCGCUCACAGUGGAAGGCAGUUCAGGAAUUUAGCAAACAAAGAUCCACUACUAUUACAUAUUCUCCUUCACGUGAUGCAGUUCUAAUAACAAAAGCAGAUCUUGAAGGGUAUCAUGGCACAUCCGAUGAUAACGCUGGGAAGGUGCUGGCCGUUGUAUCCAGAACAAUAAGGACAGGGCCCAUGAUGGCAAAAUUGUUGUGCCUCUUCCCAUCCCUUAAAGUUUCUGGUGUUAGUGGACGGGUCACUGCAAGGCUGCCUGAGGCACGUGCUUGCUAGAUGCCCAAUCCUCCGCCAGAAGUUAUUUUUACAGAAAAAAAAACGUUAUGAAAUAAAGUUCAGAUCUCUGACCAUUACCCUGUUUUCAGGCCAAGACUAACACUCAUUUUGGGUGGUGGGUUUUCGCAACUGUUCCUGAAAUUCAUGUGAGUAACCAUUUCUGUCAAGUGAUCACCAAGAAGCAUGGUUGGCAGAUGCGGAUGUACAUCUUGGAACUUUACGGUAAGUAUGAAUUGUACGAUGCACUAUUAUUUUAUCAAGUGGCGGUUUGAUCUGCUGUAAAUAGCUUAUUUUGCGGACCGUGCCAGCCCUAGGGUGAUGCAAGCCGAGUCACAGUCUUGGGGCAAAGCCUGUGGGUUGGUCUGGUCCGGCCAGUUAAAAAUAAUAAAAAUUGGAAAAUAUAAAAAUAUAAAAUUUUGUAGGUUGGUCCGUUAAAGACCCUCAUAGGUAGGCUUGGGACGCUUGGGUUGUGCUCCAAGUCUUGACGUGUUAGUAGGUGGCUCAGUCUAGGCUUGCUAAUUGGUGGCCCUAGACAUGCCUGACCCUUAGCACAGUCGGUUGGUACAACCUCUUGUCAUGUCUAUCUUUGAAUGAGUAUUCUAAACAAGUCUUGCUGUGGAUCAUGCAAUAACCUACUUACAACUACAACAAACCAAAAAAAAAAAACCUUCUUGAGUGUUGGUUUAUCUACUUGAGAAAUUGUAGGUUUUUUGACUGGUAGUUAUUUAAAGGUGGGUGUAUAUCAUAAGGCAUAGAUAUUGAUAAAAGAAUUAGUUAAUUUGUAUGUGUCACGAAAUUAUCAAAGUUGAUGUAAUUUCAAUUCUUAUAAAGAAUGUAAAUAUAUGAUGAAAAAUAUAUUGGCA
This is a messenger RNA of Mangifera indica (mango), 1880 nucleotides long. Its product is annotated as phosphatidylglycerophosphate phosphatase PTPMT2-like. The transcript is spliced from 7 exons. Gene Ontology annotation, biological process: protein dephosphorylation. The record is from RefSeq and is a predicted model, not a curated record. Bases 169 to 1017 code for a protein of 282 amino acids. Lineage: Eukaryota; Viridiplantae; Streptophyta; Magnoliopsida; Sapindales; Anacardiaceae. Gene Ontology annotation, molecular function: phosphatidylinositol-4,5-bisphosphate 5-phosphatase activity; protein tyrosine/serine/threonine phosphatase activity.